AUGGACAUUCUCAAGAUAAAUCUGUUUGAUGAUGAAAAAGACAUGUCUCUCGUCGAUAAAUUACUUUUCCACACGAAUCUUUUUCGUUCUUUUCAAACCACUUCUGUCACUCUCUACUCACCAUCUCAGAGUGAUUUUGAACAACUCAUCCAGAAAUAUCCAAGUACAUUAUCAUGUUCAUGUUCACAAACUUCGAUUCGACAUGAUCGAUUUCUUUCGUUUCAUCCUCAAUAUCAUCCCAUAUGUUCAAGUCAAUUUAUUAAUCAAACAUUCAUUUCAUCUAUAUCCAAUGUUAAUGUAAGUAAUUACUAUAACAAAGACUAUCGCGUAAGUGCAUCAUCACAUUUUCAAAUUCUUGCAUUACUUUGUCGGACCAGUCAACAAAUGAUAAGUGAUUCAUUGAAGAAAUUCUUCUCUCAGUAUUUAAGUACAACUGAAGUGAUAUCCAUUGAAGUGUUUGAUGCUCAGAUGGAUUAUCUUGUUGGAAAAUUAAAAACAACAAGUGUUAAUGAUCAACAACAUACAAGUGAUUUUCUUCAGUUAAAUAUUUUUCACAAUGGAAUUUCCUCAGCACUUCAAACAAAUUAUGUGGUGAUAAAACCAAUUGAGACAGUUUUCUAUUCUGGUUCAAACCGAUACUUCUUUGGGAAUAUUAGUUGUACUUGUAAUAUAAAUAUCAAAUGCAUUGCACCAGCGAUCAUUUAUCAACAUAUAACAACUACAUUAAAAUAUAAUUCAUCUAGUGACUCAUUAUCAAUUGUUCCUUAUAUAAAAGUACUUCUGAGAAUACCUGGUAUCAAAGUAGGCUGCUUACCAUAUAAUUCAUUACUUCAAUCAACUCUCGAAUGUUUUUACAAUCAAUUGUGUAUCAAUCAAAUUCAGAAACAUAUUUCAGCUUUUUCAUUGGUUUCACCACUUUUAUUAUCAUCACACUUCUCACAAAAUACAACUGUGAACGAUCUUUCUCAUGAUUUAUUCAUCGAAUCAUGGAAUGAAAAGAGAAACUUCAGUGCAUAUUAUGAAAGUUGUGCACCUCAGUCAUGUACAUAUUCAUAUGAUCGACGAUUUAAUCUUCUUUAUGUCAUUGUCACACUGAUCAGUAUCUUUGGUAGUUUGAAAAUGAUUUUGUAUUUCUGUGCACCGUUCAUUAUCAAACUCUUUCGACGAAUUCAGAAGAAGAAAUGUUGUUCGACAACAUCGGAAACAGAUGAAACUGAGCAACAUUCACAACAAAAUCUUCAGGAUCGCCUCAUGAGUUUAAUCUCUCACAUGAAAAUGCAACUGAUGACAUUGAAUUUGUUUCCAAUGUUUUCCAAUAUCAAAGAUGGACUUCAUUCGACACGUCUUUAUCUUGUUUGUCUUGUGAUUGGAAUGAUCAUUCUAAUAUUCUACACAUCAAUUUCAGUUCAAACUCGAAUUGUCACUGUUUUUGCACCAUCAUUAGAUGAAUAUGAAUAUUUGUACAACGAACAUUCAUCAACACUGAAAUGUCCCUGUUCUCAUUUGUCGAUGUCUUAUUCGUCAAUCAUUGAUGUAGAACCUGAAUAUCAUCAAGUGUGUUCAAGUGAUUUCAUCAAAAGUGAUGUUUGGUUAUUGUAUUUCAGACGUCUGGGUCCUGUCCUUCGAGCUCUUGAUUUUCGUGCUGUAGGAUUAAAAUUAUUUACAAUUCUUCAGACAAUGUGUCAAAUGGCAAAUGAUAUAGUGAGAAAUGAAUUGAUUGUAUUCAAUGAAAUGCAAUUUGUGAGUGCAUAUGUUAUAUCAAGAGAUACAUUUCACAUCCAAAUCUCAACUCUCAUACAACGUUUUCAACAGCAGACCGUUAAUACUUUUCUUUCGAUGUUUCAACUGGUUCGUGUUUCGAUUCAAAGAAAUCAGUUUGUAGUUGGUGAUUUUACAAACAUUGUCCCACGUGAAUUUAUACAAAACAAUGUUUUAACAUCUCGUUAUUUACCAAACAGUGGCUUUGAUAGCAAAUGUUCAUGUGGUGAAAGUAGUUCUUGUACACGUGCACAAGGUUUCUAUUGUACAAAUCAAUGCAACUACAAUCAAUCGUCGCCACCAAAUCAAAUCAUUCCUGGUCUAAUGUUGAGUUGUUUACCAGUUGAUUCUCUUCUUUCAUCUUCACUUCAAUGCUUUUAUAAUUCAACUUGUCUUCAAAUGAUUUUACAAUGGCGUUCGUUUGGAUCAAAUAUUAGUCUUUCAAAUUCCUGUUCCAUUAAUGUCACUCCUCUUAAUCCAAUGAUCAACAGUCGUUUUCGACCUGAUACGAAAAUGGAAAGUAUUAUUUCCGAGUUGUUUAUUGAAAAAUGGACAAAUAUAAGUAAUUUCACUUCAUAUUAUUCUCAAUGUUCACCAAAGGAAUGUACUUAUACAUAUGAACAACGUUUCAAUCGAGCUUUUAUCAUUGCCACAAUAUUUGGUAUUGUCGGUGGUCUCUCUACUGCUCUAGAAAUUUUGAUUCCAUUAUUUGUAAUUUUACUUCGACGAAUAUAUUCUCACUGUUUUCAACGUUCACUUCAAAUUGCACGAGAAUCGACAACUAAAACAGUUGUUCAUGAAAAGUGUUGGCGUCUUAUGAAUUAUUUUCAUACAUUAAAUUUAUAUAAGAAGACUCGUGAUCAACAUUCCGAAGAUCAGUUGGAACAACGUUCUCGAAUAGCCACUCGUGUUUAUCUUCUACUCUUUCUCAUUUCUCUCUUGACUAUUAUCAUCUUCAUUACUUUCACUUCACAAAUCAAUUCUAUCACAGUAUCAUUUCCAUCACAAGAUCAAUUUCAUCAUCUUCAAACUCAAUAUUCAUCAACACUUUCAUGUCCAUGUUCACAAAUUCGAAUUUCGUAUUCGAAAUUCGUGACGAUUAUAGUGAAUGAAUAUCAUCAAAUAUGUUCAAGUGAUUUCAUUUCAACUGAUUUCAUCACGAUGCUUUGGAGUUCGAGAGUAUUAAAAUAUUACAUUGUAACUACGGAUGGUAAAAUCUUAAGUACACAAUUUCGUCUUUUAUCAGCAUUGUGUUUACUUGCAAAAGAUAUGAUUGAACAACAACUACAGAAUUUAUAUUCUCACGAAUUGAUCACUCUCGAGACAUUGUCACAGACAUCAUUCGACGAGCAAAUUGAGUCGAUUAUUGACACUUUCAUUGUUCAAUCACUAACGAGUUUUCGAAGAACACAUCAAUUUGUCAUUGAUAUGCUUCAUGGAAACCAACUACAGAACAUAUUUUUGACCAAUUGGGAUUUAGGAAGUCCAACAGCAGAUAAUUCGUACCGAAUAGGAGGAAAUCCGACAGUAGUCAAUGAAAGCGGAGUGUUGUGUUCAUGUGAUUCUCAAUCAACAUGUGCACGAACUCGUUUAAUCAAUGUAUCAAAGCAACGAAUAUUCUCGGGUUUGUGUGUUCUUCAUUGUCGAUUUGUUGCACCAUUCAUAUUUUGUUAUUUAGGUCUUGUUAUUGGUUGUUUGCCUGUUUUUGGUCUUCGAUUAUCAACACUUGAAUGUCUUCAUCAUCAGCAAUGCUUAACGAACUUAUCUUAUUUUUUCAACAGUUCCUACCAUCCAUCUCCGUUGAAUAGUUCAAUCAAAAGUCGCUUCACCCCGAUCUCUUCAACAACUAUUGGUACAAUGAUUGAUGAAUUAUUCAUUGAAUCUUGGCAAAACACAACAAAUUAUUCGAAUUAUUAUUCGACAUGUUCACCAUCGAUGUGUCGAUAUUCUUAUGUGACAAGAAAUAGUGUUGUUUAUAUGUUAACAAUUUUUCUUGGUUUAUACGGUGGAUUAACAGAAGGAUUGAAAAUAAUUGUUUGGUACAGUUUAUGGUUGCUUUGGAAAAUUCGUGAAUGGAUACGAAAACGUCGAAGUGUUGUCACACCUAUAAAUGACACUUGUUGA
Adineta ricciae is the source of this 3882-nucleotide messenger RNA. The record is from the annotation of a GenBank genome assembly. NCBI's taxonomy places the organism in Eukaryota, Metazoa, Rotifera, Eurotatoria, Adinetida, Adinetidae.